Messenger RNA from Hyposmocoma kahamanoa, 3516 nucleotides. It is a transcript of the gene ae48, whose product is annotated as juvenile hormone esterase-like. The coding region runs from base 107 to 2290 and encodes 727 amino acids. The transcript is spliced from 5 exons. Lineage: Eukaryota; Metazoa; Arthropoda; Insecta; Lepidoptera; Cosmopterigidae. The record is from RefSeq and is a predicted model, not a curated record.
AAUGCCCGGGCGGUCACGAGUGCGACAGGGUUGUAAUUUCAAGUUAUUUCUGAAUUAAAUUGUGAUUAAUCUUUAAUUGUAACCGAUUCAGCAUACCGACGGCGAGAUGUUUACAGCUGUUAAUGAGUUUUUAGAUGACCUACGUGGCGGCAUAAUGACAGAAACGCCAAUAGUUCGAUUGGAGCAGGGGCAGCUGCAAGGCCGUCUCGUUACCAUACCGUCCGGCAGGAACUACUACAGCUUCCAGGGCAUUCCUUAUGCUAAACCUCCCCUGGGAUCUUUGAGAUUUAAGGCACCACAGCCUCCAGAACCAUGGGAAGGCGUCCGCGACGCUACAUCGGAAGGCAACGUUUGCGCGCAAAUCGACCAAUUGAUCCAUAAAGAAUUCAUUGGGGACGAAAACUGCUUAUUCCUUAACGUGUAUACUCCGAAUCUUGACGGAGAAUUUCUUCCAGUCAUGGUUUUCAUCCACGGUGGAGGAUUCAAGUUUGGUUCAGGCAAUUCCAGCUUUUAUGGAGCUGAUUAUCUAGUCGAAAAGGAUGUCAUUAUCGUAACUAUUAAUUAUAGAUGUGGUCCGUUAGGUUUCUUAAGCUUGAAUACUCCCGAAGUCCCUGGAAACGCUGGUUUGAAAGACAUCGUACAGGCUGUAAGAUGGGUUAAAGAGAACAUUCACAAUUUUGGUGGAAAUUCCAGGAAUUUGACAGUUUUUGGUGAAAGCUGUGGGGGAGUCGCUGUUUCAAUCCUCACAGCGAGUCCAUUGACUAAAGAUUUGAUCAGCAAAGGUAUUAUACAGUCAGGCACCGCAUUAAACAGUUGGGCGUUCCAGAAAAAUCCUAUAGAAAAUGCAAAGCAACUUGCAAAACAUGUCGGUUGUGAAUCUGAAGAUGUGGAUGAUGUUUUAGAGUUCCUGACAGCUACUUCUGUUAAAGACCUAGUCCACGCUCAUAAUAACAUGCACACUCCUGAAACAUUCCUCACCAAAGGAACAAAUCUUUUUGCUCCGGUAGUCGAGAAAGAGUUUCCAGGAGUAGAAGCAGUAUUGACAGAGGCGUUUAUAGAUUUGCUGACAUCUGGACGUGUUGCAGAAAUCCCAAUCAUGAUUGGCUCAACAACUCUCGAGUUCACUCACGAAAGAAAUGUAGACGACUUGCAAGCUUUCAUUCCGGAAGACUUGAACAUCGCAAGAAAUUCUCCUGAGGCUAUUGAAAUUGCUGAAAAGAUCAAGCAACUAUAUUACAAAGGCAAGGGACCCGGCGUCGAAAGUUUGGUUGAGUAUUUCGAAUUGUUAUCUGAUAAACUGGUGAAUAUAGACACGCAUAGAUACGUGCAGUACUUAGUCCAGGUUUCGAAGAAACCUGUUUAUUAUUACAAAUUUGAUUACGUCGGAGAAUUGAAUGUUUCGAAAAAACUAAUUGAGAGUUUCGGAUUGAACCACGCUGCACAUAUGGAUGACCUUGGUUAUCUUUUCAAGAACGACUUUCAAGAAGGUGUGCAACCAACUUCCCAAGAUAUGAAGAUGAGGGAACGAAUGCUAAGGCUUUGGACCAACUUUGCUAAGUGUGGUAACCCGACUCCCGAAGAAAAUCACUACCUGACUGUUACCUGGUUACCGGUAUCUAAAGACAAUCUUUACUACCUGAACUUAGGCAAUGAGCUUUCCCUUGGAACGAACCCAGAUUGUGAAAAGAUGGAGUUUUGGACUUCCCUUUACAACAAACACUAUAAGAUCUGGGACCAUCCCAAGGUCAACAACGAGGAAGUACCUAGAAAGGAACCAGAAACCUUAACAGUUGUUCAAGGAACCACUACAUUUCAUGAACCUGACGCAGUAGAUACGGUACCAGAACCAACAAAAACCGAAGAAUUGAAUGUGAUUGAUGAACGUAUAGUAGUCGAAGAACCAACAGUAAUUGAAGAACCAAAAGUUGUUGAUGAACCUAAAGUUGUUGAUGAAGAACCGAAAAUAGUUCUGGAAGACCCAAAAUUGAACCAAAUCGACCCUGUCCGGGUUCAGGAAGAAGCCAUUAACCAAGAAACUAACAACGGUUCUAUUGAGGAACCAAAACACAUAGAAACGGUUGAACAACCAGGAACAAAGCAUAUGAAUGGCAAUGGAAUAGAUAAGAAAGCUACACCGCGUACCUCGAAUGAAAUUAAAAUGGUGCAAAACGCAAAUGGAAUUCCCAAAGAUGUAAUAAGAGCGAAUGACCCCCCAGAGGACGACUUACCCAAAAAUAUUGGCGUUAACAAAUUCGUGAAUUUCUUCGAAUCACUUGGAGGUAAAAAGUAAUCGAUUUGAAUUAUAACGUACACCACAUUUGUAAGGUUGAUAUUCGGAACAACGCUGCAGACUCAAACUACAGACUUUAACGGCAGAGAGCAGUCCAUAGUUGCGUCACCUGCGGUCUGCAGUGCAGUUCGGGAUUGCACCUGACAAAAAACCUGUCACUUGUAGAUAUUACGUGUGUAGGACUUCAAUACGUUGACAGUACGUAUACACGAGUGCAUGGCCAAAGCCGAAAGAGGGUAAAUAGUAAAAAUCAUUGUUUGAUGUGAAAUCUAAAAUUUUCUCUCCCUUCUCCGUUGACUCAGCGAUCCGAAGUGGGUCAUGGCUCUGUCUAGUGCGGUAUCCUUCCUGUUCUCUGCGUGUAGGACGUCUCAUGUAGGCCCUUCUCAUCUCCCUAUAAACUGGCACCCUUUAGCCAACGGAGUCCUGCAGACUUGUUUAUCUAAAAUAGUCUAAAUUAUUAUUUUUUCUUUCAAAGUCGUUCAUCACCUUUAUACGUCAUAAUUUCAUAAAACAUAGAUUUAGAAAAAAUAUUAAUAUUAUGCUGUAUUUAUAACAUUCCAUUAUUAUGUUCACGAGAAAUUUUUAAUUUAAAUUAAUGUAGUUAUUUAUAAUUAACGAAAUUUAUUUUUUGACUAUGUCAUUCAAGGACUGUACUCGUAGCAUGAUUUGUAUUCUGCUCUCCUUGUCAUAACUAUAGUAUAAAGAUAUAAAUAAGAUCAUUGGGUUUAGGUAAUUAACUAAAGCGUGAAACACAGAAAACGGGUGCGGGACGGGCCGGGUCGGGAGCACGGCGGGUAUAAUUCCGUGUAUUUUUUUUAAAUGUGAGCAACACACCGAUGUAAAUUCAUUUUCAAAGAGGACUGUAUCAGCGACCGCCAUCUUGAAUGUUUGAUAACCAACUGAAUGAUGUGCAGCGUCUUCACAGCACAUCAGUGAAACACAGCGUGUGUAUGGAAUGCCGCAUCUAGUAUGCUAGAACAUAGAUAUCGUUGAGUUUUCGCUUUAUUGGUACGCAACAACAACGUAGUUGACAUUUUUUGGACGCCAAUAUCUCGAAAGUUAACAAAAUGCAAAUGCAUUAGUUAUGAUAAGGAGUACAGUAUUAUUUUAAAGACGUAACAAUUUUGUCGUUCAAAAACAAUUAAGAAUUAUGUAGUAAUGUUUGUAAUUAUUUAAAAUUGUAGAUAUGUGCCAAUAUUGAAUCCUAGUAUAUUUUAUAAAGUAAU